Molecule: messenger RNA, 1332 nt
Organism: Prunus armeniaca (apricot)
Lineage: Eukaryota; Viridiplantae; Streptophyta; Magnoliopsida; Rosales; Rosaceae
Source: the annotation of a GenBank genome assembly
AUGUGGUGCUCACAGGAAAAUCUACCCUCCCCGAAAACCAUUCUAUCAGCGGCGGCAUCACUCGCCGCAUCGGCAAUUCUAUUCCGAACGAUUGCAAACGACCUCAUCCCUGAUGUCGUCCAAAAUUCCUUCUACUCGCGCCUCCAAAAGCUGUCGUCCCAAAUCACCGUCGUCGUGGAAGAGCUGGACGGCCUGACGCCGAACGAAAUGUUCGAGGCGGCCAAUCUCUAUCUGGGCACCCUGCUCUCUACCUCUACGCGACGAAUCAAAGUCAACAAGCCCGAAAAGGAGAAGCAGUUGCUGGUCACUAUAGACAAGAACCAAGGGCUCGUUGAUUGUUUCAAAGGCGUCAACUUCAAGUGGGUUUUGGUCAGCAGCCAAAAACCAGCCUCCAAUGGCAAACGUGAGGAUCAUUCACAGUCCGAGGUUCGACAGUUGGAGCUCAGCUUCCAUAAGAAGCACAGGGACAUGGUGCUCAGCUCUUACUUGCCCUACAUUCUGAACAAGUCCAAAGAAAUCAAAGAGGAGAGAAAAGUGGUGAAGCUCCACACAGUCGACUAUAACGGCACUGACUAUUGGGGUUCCAUAAACCUCGAUCAUCCGGCGACUUUCGAUACCAUGGCGAUGGACCCGGAGAUUAAGAAGGCGUUGAUUGAGGACCUUGAUCGGUUCAGAGAGAGGAAGGAGUAUUAUAGGAGAGUAGGCAAGGCUUGGAAACGCGGGUACUUGCUGUUUGGACCGCCCGGCACUGGUAAAUCAAGCUUGGUUGCAGCCAUGGCUAAUUAUCUGAAAUUUGAUAUUUUUGACUUGGAUUUGAAGGAAGUUCAAUGCAAUUCUGAUUUGAGAAGGUUGUUGAUUGGCACCAAGAGCCGAUCCAUAUUGGUCAUCGAGGAUAUAGAUUGUUCAGUUGAGUUGCAAAACAGGGAUGCUGAGAAUGAACCCAAAACUGUUGAAGACGACAAGAUUACCCUCUCUGGUCUAUUGAACUUCAUUGACGGAUUGUGGUCAACCUGUGGAGAGGAGAGAAUCAUUGUGUUCACCACAAAUCGCAAGGACCGACUUGAUCCAGCGUUGCUGCGACCUGGUCGGAUGGACCUGCACAUCCACAUGUCCUACUGCACCUUCAGUGGUUUCAAGACAAUGGCAUACAAUUACUUGCGGAUUCAAGAGCACCCACUUUUUGGAGAUAUUGAGAAGUUGCUGGAUUAUUACAAGGCGCAAGCAACACCUGCUGAAGUUGCUGGAGAGCUGCUGAAGAGUGAUGAUGCUCAAGUUUCCCUUCAAGGUCUUAUCACAUUCCUCCAAAGCAAGAACAAGAUGGAAACUGCGUGA